AUGAAACACCCUGGUAUUUCUCUAUUGGCAGGGGCCAAGUUUGUGUUUCCGCCGGACAUGGUGGCUCCAGAAAGACGCCGCGGUGAUGGUGUGACCUACGUCAAUAUUCCCAUCAGCCCCAUGUCUAAGAAACAGCUGAACUACAUGGAGUUGGAACAUCAGGAGCAUGCUGGGGUCAGGGGGACCGGCCAACACCUUCCAGGACAGAGUAAGAGCCCAUUUUCUCAAUAACAACCUGUCUUUGGUGGUCUGCUCUUCUGUGAUUCCAAUGUCUUCGGUCUUGCUAUGAAUUUUUCUACAGCCAAUUGACAUGAUGUGCCUCUUGAAGUGCACAUGCCUAAUUGGGGAGGACAGGCUCAUAGUAAUGGCUGGAACGGAAUAAAUUCACUCCAUUCCAGCCUUUAUUAUGAACCGUCCUCCCCUGACAUGUAAGUACACUGUAUAUUCAAAGUGAUAUUGUCAUCAAAGACAAUAUCAAGCGGCACACAGUGUAUUUAUUGCGUGAGCACAAGACUCAAGUGUGAACAUUUGUAUUUCAGACUUCUUGGUGGUUGCUCUUGGUGGUUGCUCACACUAGAACGGUAGGAAAAGAAUGGUAGUGCUGAGCGAUUAACCGAAAUGUCGGUUAAUAAUUCCCGUUAUUAAACAACUAAUUGACCGACAUCAAGAACUAUGUGGGACGCUGGGCUGAAGGGAGUUGUAGAUUUCAUUAAGCAAAUAUUCAACCUAGUUCAGCUCAGAAGUCAAGUCUCAAGUCUUUUAGGGCCAAGUCUAAGUCAAGUCAGAAGUCCCUUUUGGCAAUGGCUUUCUGCUUGCUGUGGGUUAGGUCUAUAAACCUUGUAAAUUAUUUGGAGACUCCCUUCAUUAGUCCAUACUUGUAUGAAAGAAAGCACAUCAGGCACUAUUUAAAUUAAAAUAAAUGUCCUUUUAAAAUGUAGACAGUUUACAUGAAGAAAAGUAACUGUACCGGAUAUGAAAAAAAGCAAACAUAACAUUUUAAAGUGCGUGGUAUUUUGUGGCAGACAUUGUCUAUAUUUCACUUCAUUCUGUCACACAAACAGAACAUCUGUAGGUGAGGGAAGAUAAAUGACAAGUAUAAAUGUAAACUAAAAUGACUGUCAACUGUUCAAUAACUGCCCUACUAAAGUGUUCUAUAUACCUACAAUAUACUUACUGACCUGGACACUUAACAGAAACACCAUUUCCUGUAACAAGUAGCGAAUUACGUCCUGUGCCCUAAGACAGAGAACAUUUCUGUUGCAGACAGGUUACAUUUCAGAAAGAUCAAGUUUGUCUGCGUUCUUGCGCUGAGCCUGGCACGAUGAGGGCACAUGAUGAGGCCUCCAUGACUAAACACUCUCUCCACUGGGGCACUGGUGGCAGGCACAGCCAACACUGUCAUUGCUACCUGCUUGAGCCUUGGAAAGGCUUUUGCAUGGAUUCUCCAAAAAUCCAAGCAAUCAACUUCAUUUUCAUCAGAAGAUACUUGAAUGUAGUGAAUAAUCUCUGCUCUGACAGAUGACUUUAUGUCUCCUUUCUUCUUGCUGAUCUUGUUGUGGUAGCCAGAGAACAGUCUGGAGUUUUUGGCAGGUGGUUGUUCUUCUUCUCCACUACUGCUCUCCGUAACGGUGACUUUCCAUGUCUCAGCCAAAACAAGGUCUGAAAAAUGUUCAUUAAAUUAUGUAUAUAAUCAAGAAUAUAACAGGAUACAUUAUACAUGAAAACAAAUUCUAUUUUAUUUGAAUGUAAGUGGCAUAGAAAACGUUGCAUGUUGCAAUGCAUUGUACCUACCAAUCAGACUCUCCUUCAAUUCAGCUUUAUCUUCAUGUGGUUGAGGACAUCAUGAUCAAGCCAGAACAGGCAGAAAGAUGGGUCCAGCAGUGCAGCCAUUAUGCAUACAUUGUCACCAAAGUGACAUUUUGUUGCCUGUUCAUCCGAGUGCUCCAUUCUGACAUUCACAAACAUCCCAUGGAAUCGGCGUUUGAGGGACUGCUCAGUGCUUUUACAAGACUGACUAGGUGACGACUAGUAUACUUUUCAGAUGAUAGUUGAGUGACAGUACACAAGGAAGGGCAGCACUGAGUCACCACUUUCUCCCCCUGAGUAAGGUCGGUGGCCUGGAAAAAAGGGUCCAAAAUGUCCACUAGCUCCAAUAGCUGGCUCCAUUCCCUUGAUGAUUAGCAGAGAUCCUUGUGUCCUUGGGCCUCAAGUAGAGUAUUGAGGCUUUGUUGAUUCAGAUUGGUGACUGCUUUAACAAGCCGGAGGAUGGAAUUCCAUCUCGUAGACACAGCAGCAGGGAUACUACGAUUGGCUCCGAACAUAGCUUCAAAUGCUUCUUUCAGACCACAGGUAGUAUGUAGUAAGCUGCAAAGUUUAGUUACCUUAGCCAUCACACAGUUUAUGAUUUUUGUUUCCUUUAGUCCAUCUCUAAUCACAAGUUGUAAUGAAUGGGCAAAGCACUGUAAGCGCUGUUGCCUGCAGUUGGUUUGGAUAGCUUCAACAUCAGCAUUGUACUCUUCACCAAAUUCUUCCCAUAGGCUGGAGUUAUCCACAUCAUCAUCAUCAUCAUCAUCGCUUGCUUUGGGGAAACAAACUGUGAAGGCCUUUUUCAUAUUUGCAGCGUUAUCACAUAUGAUAUAAUCUAAUUUAUGUUUUAUGCCAAAAUUAUCACAUAUUACUUCAAAUGUAUCACUGGUUCUUUCCCCAGUGUGUGACCCUGUGAAUCUAUCACAGCUCAACAGAACUGACUCCAGUUUGGGAGUUCUCUUCUCUUCCAUGGCCAUGUAAUGGGCCGUUACUCCAAUGAAGCCCCUCAUGGUCCUGUCAGUCCAUAUAUCUACAGCGACAGACACUGAUUCUGUCUUCUCUAGGGCACUUUUGAUUGUAGCCUCUUUGUUCAGUGUUAAGUCAUGCAGGUGCCUGGUCAACGUGGGCCUACUUACUGGUCUAUAUUUGUCAUCUACCACUGACAUGAAAUGCCUAAAGUGAGGGUUGUCCACUAAGGACAUAGGCAGGUUGCAGGAAAUGAUCAGGUCUUGCAGUAUAGCCUCUGUUAUGGCCUUCUGCCUGGGGUGGCCCUGGCUGUACACAUGGACACCUGUGGUGGUCAAGAAUUAGUCAAUGCUGCUCUGUCCUUCUGUCCCUGCGCUGGCCACCUUUGCUUUGCAGAAUUCAGUGAACAACAUGAUGGAUAGUUGUUGCUGACUUGAGAUGGAAGUACAAGGACACAAAUAUAUAUGGUCUAUGGGAUUUUUCAGCAGAAAUGUCCAAGAAGUUGCAUGCUUUGAACUCUCGUUUUAUACUAAAUUACUUCCUAGGACCAGGCUACAACAGAAAGUAUAUUAAAUCCCAUAGUGAUAUGCAUAUCGCUGAGAUGUAAUUUAAUAAUCUCUGAUAACAAGUAGGCCUAGCUAUCUGACAACCCACCUCUUAACCUUUCGAGAAAUAUUCGACAGUAAUACAUUUCCAGUUAGCUAAAAGAUGACACACAAGAAAGCUAGCUAUAUCAAGCUGGCAUCUGCUAAACAGGCUAUUAUUAGUCUAACCACAUUGUAAUGUUGUUAGCUAGCUAGCCUAACUGACCUUUCGCGGUGAGUUUUCAAAUGUCGGAUGAAGUUAGAUGUAUUUGCGGCAGCAUCUUUAAUGUUAAUUCCACAAGUUUUGCAAACGGCAUUUCGUUUUUUGCCACUGGCAUUAUACUGCAGGUUCUUGUAACCAAAUGUAAUAACGAAAGCCUCACCACCUGAUGACAUUGUUGCUGAUUACGAUUGUUUAGCUGUAGUACUACAGUGACGUACAAAUGACGCAGACGUUCUAGAACGCUUUUCAGCCCUCUGUAUUAAACUACUAUCUCUGUGUUACAAUGCCGCCUGUUCCAUGUUAUCUGACAGAAUGCACAACAAAAACUUAUCCCAGUACUGACUUGCAUUGUUCACGAGUCUCUCAUCUAGUCUCAAGUCAAUUGAUCAUGAGUCUAAGUCAAGUCGCAAGUCAUUUUCUUUGCGAAUUAAGUGCAACUCGAGUCCGAGUCUCAGACUCGAGUUUCCAUCUCUAUUAAUUACAAUUACCAUAAUUCAUUGCACCGGCUCGGACAGAGACUUUUUACGCCUGCUAAGUUAGGCUAGAUACACACAGACAGCAUGAGAGGGGAAUGUGCACAACACAACGACGAGAGGGACAGAGACAGUUGGUGAAAGUAUGCCUUAUCUACUUUGAAGAACUAGUUAAAUGAUUUCGUCAGACAAUUCUGCAGCAUACUUAAGCAGGCUAGCCUAGAUCAAUUGGAUGACUAAAGACAGUACAGUAGAGAGAUAACGUUGGUUGUCUGGCUGGCUGGCUGGCUGCUACUGCCUGAGCAGAGAUGAGAGGAUGACUUUAAGGAAUAAAAAAUAAUAAAGUAAAUAAAUAAAAACUAAUUAAUGUACAAAACUGAAAUAUUGUAUUAUUUCAUAGUAAUUUCCUAUUUUUCUGUUGAUGUCUACCUAAUGUGGACCUGACAGAGGCAAUGGAAUAUUUUCAAUGUUUUGGCAAUUGAAUGUUCACUAUUUUUGGCUUUGAGAUUUUCAUUAAAAAGCUCAAAUUAUUUGAAUGUCUUUAUUUCAUCAUGCAUUUAAUGUUUGAAAAAUAAUCAAAACGCCAAAAACGUGAUAAAAAAAAAAAAAGAAUGGACCGAAACCGAACCGACCUCAAAAAGCACGAAUCGCUCAGAACUACAGAAUGGUGAAGAGGGACAGGAUAGCUUGCGACCACUGGCAUAUCGAUUCCAAGAAGACUUGAGAGACUCUUGGUAAAUGAUAAUCCUCCAAUUCUUUUUCUCCCUUAGUCGGAGAUAAGGAAAUAACCCUUCAAUAAUCACGUUGAUUGCUCCCCGUCUUGCCGAGCAACAACUGUCAUCAGGCCCGGGGAUGCGAUAGCGCGGUCUAAUUGGCAGAAAGGUCAACCAUUAACGUCAUUACUCUCUGGGAAUAUGAGGGACAUUCUUGCUCAACGCGAGAAAGGUUCAUUUCCAAUGUCAGUGAGAGGGUUUCCGUCCCGGUGUGUGCCAUCAAAUGGCCACCCGGACUAUUUACAUUGACACCCCCUCCCCCUUUUGUUUUUACACUGCUGCUACUCUCUGUUUAUUAUCUAUGCAUAGUCACUUUACCCCUACCUACAUUUCAAAUGACCGACUAACCUGUACCCCCACACAUUGACUCGGUACCGGUACCCCCUGUAUAUAGCCUCGUUAUUGUUAUAUUAUUGUGUUAUUAUUAUUAUUUUUAUUUUUUAUUUAGUUUCUUUAGUAAAUACUUUAACUCUUUCUUGAACUGCGUUGUUGGCUAAGGGCUUGUAAGUAAGCAUUUCACAGUAAGGACCACACCUGUUGUUGUCAGCGCAUGUGACAAAUAAAAUUGGAUUUGAUUUGAUCCAUCUAUUACUUGGAGGAGCAGUGUUCCAGCUUAGCUGCGACAGAAGGUUAUAGGGCGUUCGAAAUACUGUGGUGAAGUCACUCGCUCUAAUGGGUCAUCUUCCCAGAAUGUUUUGACUUGAGUGUGUGCGCGGGUAUAAGGAUUUGUCCACUUUAUGAGAUCGCCUGGAGAAUGCAUAACUGAAGCAAUCUUGAAGUCGUUCUCAUUGCUUCCUCUGUAGCUCAAGGACAGGAAUAUAUUGCUGUUCUCUCAUUUUAAUGGUAAUCGUACACAAGCCUGAUCCCUCAGUGUUUUUUAAUAAACCUCUCUACCGUGUUUAUUCCAUUUUUAUUCAUGACGUCCUGAACGGAGGGUCAACAAUACUCGUUAACAUUACUAAUCUCAUGGACUGUAUGGUGUUUCUUCUCUCUACAGGGAAAAGUUCCACUAAAUACGCUCAUAUCGACAUCACUGCUACGGAUGCCGCCCACAAAACGGGUACCCAGCAUGCCCUGGGGAGAGAGGAGGGUCUUCACACCCUGGAGCAGAGGAGGAGGGGAGUACCACAGUGA
Molecule: messenger RNA, 5959 nt
Organism: Coregonus sp. 'balchen'
Lineage: Eukaryota; Metazoa; Chordata; Actinopteri; Salmoniformes; Salmonidae
Source: the annotation of a GenBank genome assembly